This is a messenger RNA of Tupaia belangeri chinensis (Chinese tree shrew), 1933 nucleotides long. RefSeq names its product protein kinase cAMP-dependent X-linked catalytic subunit (gene PRKX). Gene Ontology annotation, biological process: protein phosphorylation. Gene Ontology annotation, cellular component: cAMP-dependent protein kinase complex; cytosol. Lineage: Eukaryota; Metazoa; Chordata; Mammalia; Scandentia; Tupaiidae. Gene Ontology annotation, molecular function: cAMP-dependent protein kinase activity; ATP binding. The record is from RefSeq and is a predicted model, not a curated record.
AGAAAGAGAACCCCCACUGUCCCCUUGUUCUAGUUCUCCAACGUGUCAGAUCUUAGACACUUGUCAGUGUGUCCCAGUACGUUUGGGGCUGACCUGGCUAGGGAUUCGAACCCCAUGUUCCACGGGUGGUGGAGGGGUGUGUGGCUUCCCCCAAGCAGUGCAUUACUUGCCCCACAGAGCCAGCCUGUGCUGCAGAUCUCUGUCCUGCAGGUGCUCGGGUGCGGUCUUUGGGAAGCCUGGUUCGCGGAAAUCCCCCAUUUACCACUUCCUCCCAAAUGGAAGGACCAUUCAGGGGCAGGUGGCUGUCUCUCUGUCUCUGUUUCUCUCUGUCUCUGUGUCCUGUUUAUCCAGCUGCGAGUUCCAGAGGAGAGCUGCUUGGUAAACCCCCGCCUGCUCCGCGUCUGCUCAGACGUCGGCUCUGCGGUCCGUGGGUGCCGGCGUGGCCUCACAGCGUGUGUUUGCCCCUCCGCAGGCACGGGGACAUUUGGGCGCGUGCACCUGGUGAAGGAGAAGGCGGCCAAACAUUUCUACGCCCUGAAGAUCAUGAGCAUCCCCGACGUCAUCCGCCUGAAGCAGGAGCAGCACGUGCACAACGAGAAGUCGGUCCUCAAGGAAGUCAGCCACCCGUUCCUUGUCAGGCUGACGUGGACGCUGUGCGGAACGCCUGAGUACCUCGCCCCCGAAGUCAUCCAGAGCAAGGGCCACGGCAGGGCGGUGGACUGGUGGGCUCUCGGCAUCCUCAUCUUCGAGAUGCUCUCAGGAUUUCCUCCGUUUUUUGAUGACAAUCCAUUUGGCAUUUAUCAGAAAAUUCUUGCUGGCAAAAUAGAUUUUCCCAGGCAUUUGGAUUUCAGCGUCAAAGACCUCAUCAAGAAACUGCUCGUGGUGGACAGAACCAGAAGACUGGGGAACAUGAAGAAUGGCGCCAAUGACGUCAAGAGGCACCGGUGGUUCCGGUCUGUGGAUUGGGAAGCCGUCCCGCAGAGAAAAUUGAAGCCCCCCAUUUUACCCAAGAUAUCCGGCGAUGGCGAUACCUCAAACUUUGAAACGUACCCCGAGAACGAGUGGAACUCAGCCCCUCCUGUGCCGCAGAAAGACCUGGACAUCUUCAAGAAUUUCUGAGGCUCGGAGCUCACCUCUGGAAGGGAGAACGGAGCCCGCCUGGGACCGAGAGCCGCACGUUCGCAGACCUGAGCAGACGCCGCCUCCUCACGAUGAGGGUGUCCCCACACGCCCGCGUGUCCACGCGCACCCAAAGGCCGGCCCUGCCGUCGACAUCGGCGUGGAGGACGUUGAGGGGAUAGCGUUCGGUUGUAGAUGUGGCGUCCUCCUCUCUCCCGUGUGGUUCCUGUGCGUUCUUGGUUUUCCUCGUAGACUUCAGUUUCCAAGUUGGCCCGAGACGUGCUCCAUGACAGCCACGGCGUGUGCGUGCGCAUCCGUGGAGAUGUCUUGUCGGUGGGAUGCUCCCCAUGACGUAGCUGGUCAUCCUUUGCAGACCGUCUGGUCUUUAUGUUUCCAAAGCGUUUCCUUCUUGUCCCCCCGCGAGUCUGUUGUCUUGGGGACAUCUGGAGAGGGCCCUGGAGUCGCUGGUUGUCACCGCCUGGGCAUUUUAUAAUUAUUUAUGAAGAGCACAGCCCGGGAGUUGUACUUCCAGUGUCCCCCCUGGCUCCUGCCUGCUCAGGUCAGCCUUUGAACCCAGAAGGAAAGGGGAGACCGGGGGUAACUGCACUUGGCGAGUUCCCGAUGACAGGGACAGUGUUUGAGGGACGGACUGUACUGAAGAAGGCUGCACUGUCACACUCAAACAUGGCAGGAGUGGGACCAGCGGUUGGUGUAAUGGCUAUGUCGCUGAACUCUCAUGGAGUCGACCAUGGUUCGCGUCCCGGACCCGGUGGCUCAAACUCACACCAGGCGCGUGUGCGUGUGUGCCCAAGAU